Messenger RNA from Diospyros lotus (date-plum), 1123 nucleotides. Its product is annotated as RNA-binding protein Y14A-like. Gene Ontology annotation, cellular component: nucleus; exon-exon junction complex; cytoplasm. Bases 116 to 730 code for a protein of 204 amino acids. Gene Ontology annotation, molecular function: mRNA binding. The transcript has 4 exons. Gene Ontology annotation, biological process: RNA splicing. NCBI's taxonomy places the organism in Eukaryota, Viridiplantae, Streptophyta, Magnoliopsida, Ericales, Ebenaceae. The record is from RefSeq and is a predicted model, not a curated record.
CAUUGCAGAGGCUUAAAACAUCCAUCGGAGCUAGAGGCGGAGAAACCCUCUUGUUGCGCUCUCCAGCAGACGCUGCCUUCUUCUGCUGUUGACUGCCUUUCGGAACUAAGAGAGAAUGGCAAACGCCGAUGUAGUAGAAGCGGUGGACUUCGAGCCGGAGGACGACGAUCUCAUGGACGAGGACGUCGAUGCCGCCGCCGGUUCUUAUUCCCCCGGGAAGGCCGCUCCUCCAAUCCCCAAGCUCAAGUCCGCCAUCACUGGCGGAGGCGGAGGUUCCUCGUCGGCUCCGAAGAAGAUCAAAGGCCGUGGCUUCCGCGAAGAGGCCAACGCAGAUCGUGACUCCCGCAUGGCUGGUCGUUUCGAUUCUCUCCACUCCGAGGGUGGCCCUGGCCCCGAACGAUCUAUUGAAGGAUGGAUUAUUCUUGUCACUGGAGUUCAUGAAGAAGCUCAAGAAGAUGAUCUGCAAAAUGCAUUUGGUGAAUUUGGGGAGAUAAAAAAUUUGCAUUUGAAUCUUGACCGUCGAACUGGAUUUGUUAAGGGAUAUGCACUAAUUGAAUAUGAGAACUUUGAAGAGGCACAGAAAGCUAUUAAGGAGAUGGAUGGAACUGAACUGCUCACUCAAACCAUCAGUGUUGAUUGGGCAUUUAGCAAAGGUCCAUUCAGGAGGAGGAACAUGAGGAGGAGAUCACCGCGUGGGCACCGUUCAAGAAGCCCCAGGAGGAGAUUUUAAGGGGUUUUGGAUUUUAUCUUGCGAGAAAUCAGAUGUUUGGACAGGAGUUUUUAGUACUUGGAACUGAUUAUGUAUGAUUAGUCUCUUGGCUGAGUAUCCGUUGCACCCCCCCUUUGGUUUGUUUUUCCUCUUUGCUGAGUUUCCCCUUUUCACCUCAUCCUACCAAAAUGAUAUACUGCCUUGUUACCAUGUUUGACCAUUUUGAUUGUGAGACGUUGGAUUCAUGUUAGCUGUGCUUUCCCCUGCCCAUGUAUUUUCAUCUUAAUUUCCUAAUUUCCCUAGAAAUUGUAGUUGGCUUAUUCUAUGAAACUAUGAAUACUGACUGGGUUAUUUCGGAAUCGCAAUGAGGCUUUGUUUUUGGAGUUCAAAUAUUAUGGAUAACAUUCAUUCCCA